This is a messenger RNA of Symbiodinium necroappetens, 432 nucleotides long. The record is from the annotation of a GenBank genome assembly. NCBI's taxonomy places the organism in Eukaryota, Dinophyceae, Suessiales, Symbiodiniaceae.
AUGAUAGUUGCCCCAUCCUGGCAAGCCAAGGAGCACUUUCUUUGGCAUGGCACCAGUCGCAGGGCGGCAGAGGCUAUUGUAAGAGCUGACUUCCGCGUGCCCAAGGAGAUAAAGAACGGCGCGCGCUACGGUUGUGGUCUGUAUUUCGCUGAAGACGUCGGCAAGAGUUUAGCUUAUGCUCCUGUCAACACAUCGUCUGAUGGACGGACGACCUCGCAGUUUCUCCUACUCUGCCGGGUGCUGUGUGGCCAGAUGUAUUACACCAGCGAAAGAUAUGAACUGGAUGCCGUCAUCUCAGCGCACAAGGUUGGCAAGAAUUCCGUCCUUGCGAAUCCUCUGCGCGAAGGGCCUCGUGAGUUCAUCGUGUGGCAUGAGAUGCAGGUCUACUCCGAGUAUCUCCUGGAGGUCACCGUGCGCGAUGAAGACCCAUAG